AUGACUGGGCAGGAGAGGACUGGGCAGGAGAAGUCUGGGCAGCAGAGGACUGAGCAGAAGAGGCCGGGGCAGGAGAGAGCAGGAGAGGACUGCGAAGGAAGGGCUGUGCAGGGGAGGGAUGGGCAGGAGAGGGAUGAGCCGGAGAGGGAUGCGCAGGAGAGGACUGGGCAGGAGAGGACUGGUCAGGAGAGGACUGGGCAGGAGAGGGCUUCGCUGGAAAUGAUUGGGCAUGAGAGUCCUGGCAGGAGGGACUGGGCAGGAGAGUGCUGGGCAGGAGAGGGCUGGGCAGGAGAGGACUGGGCAGGAGAGGGAUGGGCAGGAGGACUGGGCAGCAGAAGACUGGGCAACUGGGCAGGAGAGGACUGGGCAGCAGAAGACUGGGCAGUAGAAGACUGGUCAGGAGAGGACUGGGGAGGACUGGCAGGAGGGGGAUGGGCAGGAGAAGACUGGGCAGGAGAGGACUGGGCAGCAGAAGACUGGGCAGCUGAGGACUGGGCAGGAGAGGACUGGGCAGCAGAGGACUGGCAAGGAGAGGACUGGGCAGGAGAGAACUGGGCCGGAGAGGACAGGGCAGGAGAGGACUGGGCAAUAGAGGACUGGGCAGGAGAUGACUGGGCUGGACAGGACUGGGCAGGACAGGACUAUGCAGGAGAGGGCUGGGCAAAAGAGGGCUGGGGAGAAUAG
This is a messenger RNA of Schistocerca gregaria, 684 nucleotides long. RefSeq lists its product as uncharacterized. The coding region runs from base 1 to 684 and encodes 227 amino acids. The record is from RefSeq and is a predicted model, not a curated record. The transcript has 2 exons. Lineage: Eukaryota; Metazoa; Arthropoda; Insecta; Orthoptera; Acrididae.